Scedosporium apiospermum is the source of this 1104-nucleotide messenger RNA. RefSeq lists its product as uncharacterized. Lineage: Eukaryota; Fungi; Ascomycota; Sordariomycetes; Microascales; Microascaceae. The transcript has 4 exons. The record is from RefSeq and is a predicted model, not a curated record. The coding region runs from base 1 to 1104 and encodes 367 amino acids. Gene Ontology annotation, cellular component: membrane.
AUGGCCACUCCUUCUCCCACCAUCGCAGAUGCUGCCACUGGCACAGCAACCUCAACAUCUUCUCCGUCCUGCAUCACUGCUGUCCCCGGAAAAUAUGGCGCCGUCCCCAUCGAUGCCUGCAACAGUAACUACCUGGUUGUGCCCAACUUUGGCGCAAACCUGGCGUUCGCUGUGUUGAAAUACUGUUGGGUCCUCAUCAUGGGCAGUGCCUGGGAAACUGCCGCCUUCGCUCUCCGCACAGCCGGUACUCGUGACCAGCAGCAACUCGCCUACGUUGUCAUGGGCACGCUGCUUCUCCUUCUUGCGCCAUUGUGGAUCAACGCCUUCCUCUACAUGACCGUAGCCCGCCUCGUCCACUACAUGCUCCCCAGUCAAAAGGUCCUCGGAUUGAGAGCCGUCCUCCUAACCAAGGUCUUCGUCGGGCUCGACAUCCUUUCUUUCCUCGUUCAGGGUACGGGCGGCUCUCUUCUUUCCAACCAAGAUGAAGACAGCCAAGAUAUUCAACGUGCCGGCCAGAAGAUCUACAUGGUCGGUGUCGGCAUCCAAGCUUUGUUCAUCAUCGCCUUUAGCGUCUUGACCGUUGCCUUUUACAAGAGACUCGAUAUAGAGGGUCGACAGGAUCGCAACAUUCCGCUUACGAAGAAACUUGUUUGGGUUCUGCUUGCCGAUUUUGUCUUCAUCAUGAUCCGAAUCAUCUUCCGCCUCGUCGAAUUCAUCCCCGGCGCCAACGAUGAUAACCCCAUCCUUAAGAGCGAAAACUACGUCUUCUGCCUCGACGGCCUUCCCGUUCUCCUCGGCCUCAUCCUCCUCAACGUGCUCCACCCGGGCCUCGUCCUCCGUGGCCCCGAUAGCGAAUUCCCCCGCCUGUCCCGCAAGGAGAAGAAGGCUCUCAAGCGCGAGAAGAAGGAGGCCAAGAAGCAGCUCAAGGCGGAGAAGAAGCAGCGCAAGAUGGAGAGGAAGGAGGGCGGACACGGGUGGCAGCAGGUCGAUCUUGAUGAUACGUCGGCGAGGGAGGGGGAUGACUCGAAUGUUGAGCUGGUGGAAAGGAACUAUCCCAGCUAUGAUCAUUCGUGGAGAGAAAGGGAGGCUAACUCUAGGGUCUAA